AGGCUGGUUGGCAACUCGCCCAAUUCAAUUGACCAUGAAAUCUAACGAUUAAAAUAACCAAUGGUCGUACGCACUGCUAUCAACGUCAGAUUGGAACAACGCAUUAAAAUGGUUGGCGUGCAGUAAUAAUCCAAGUGUGAUACUUGACGUGUUGAUAUGAUAGUCAGCCAUGGUGGUAGCUUUCAGCACAUGGAACGACUUCUGGUGCUAAGACAGUCGUCGCCCGCCUCAUCGGUGGAUUUCACUGCGAGGCACAACGAAGAAGAGCUUGUGAAGGAUCCUCGCUGUAUCCACUCGGUGGCAGAGUCAUGGAACCAGCUUUGACAGUCACGGCGGUUCGCUUUGCCGUCGAUAAGUUGGUAACCCUCCUCGAAGAACAGUACAAAGCAGUCUCAGGUGUUCAAGGAAAGCUGAAGAUCUUAGAGAGUUUGCAUGAGCAGAUUGACAACGUGCUCGAAGAUGCCGAGUCGCGGCCCGUAAUGGAUCACGCCGUGAAGCCUUUGUUGCUGAAGCUCCGGGACAUGGCCUGUAAUAUCGAAGACGUGUUGGAUCUGUUCGACGCCGAAGCCAAGCGAAGGAGAUCAGGAGCUCGGCUCUGCAUGACGGUGCGUGAUUUCUUCUCUCAUAAUAACCAAGUUCGGUUUCGAUUCAAGAUGAGUCGCAGUAUCGAAGCAGUGACAACAAGACUGAAUUCGAUUUUGGUCGAGAAGACUCUUCUUUUAAGUUUAGCACAGGGCACCUCCAAGAGGCAGGCAGGCGGCGAGGACCGUCCAGUGACCCGCUCCCAGAAUGCCUUCCGUGAUGUGGGGAGAGGAAGGGAGACGGAGGAGAUCGUUAACCUGUUGAUAGAUCAUGAAAGCAAGGAGACGAUCUCGGUCAUCGCCAUUGUCGGCAUGGCGGGCUUGGGGAAGACGACACUUGCUCAGCUCGUUUUCAACGAUGACAGGGUGAAAUUUCAUUUCAGCUUGACCAUGUGGAAGGAUGUAGGCCGUGACUUUAAUCCAACAAAGCUGAUGGAAUCUAUUCUAGAACUAGCUGCCGGAAAUCCAAUCAACAUCUCAGAAACAGACUUAGUGCAAAGGGAGCUUCGAAGAGCAUUAGCUGGGAAGAGAUUUUUGCUUGUGCUUGAUAAUGUAUGGAACGACGACCAAUUGAAGUGGGAGGAAUUGAGGGUUCUCUUGCAAGAAUACGGAGCAAAAGGAAGUAAAAUCGUGGUGACUACUCGUAGCCUGAAGGUCUCAUCCAUCAUGGGAUCAUCGACUCCUCAUCGAUUACAACCUUUGUCUGACGAUGCGUGCUGGUCUCUGUUUCGGAUAUUCGCUUUUGAAGAUAGAGAAGAACGUCACAGCUUGGUAGAGAUCGGCAAAGAGAUUGUCAAGAAAUGCGGAGGCGUGCCCCUGGCAGCCAUAACUCUGGGGAGCCUACUGCGCUUCAAACGAGAUGAAGUUGAUUGGUUUUCGGUGCUGAACACUGAGAUAUGGCAGCUUAAGGAAGACGAAGACAGAAUAAUGGCUGCACUAAGGUUGAGCUACGACGAUCUCGAUCGACGGUCGAAGCAGUGCUUUGCAUUCUGCUCCUUGUUCCCCAAGAAUUCCCAGAUGGAAACGGAGAACUUGGUCCAACUGUGGGUGGCGAACGGCAUCAUCCGACCAGGAAGAGGGUCAGACGUCGAAUCAAUUGGCAACGAUGUCUUCCGCGAUCUGCUACUGAGGUCAUUCUUCCAAGAAUGGAAGAAGGAUGUCGACGGCCAUGUCACCAGCUGCAAAAUGCAUGAUCUCAUGCACGACCUGGCACGAUCAGUAGCUGGAGAUGAAUGCUGCAACCUCGGACAUGAUCAGGUAAACCACAUCCAGAGCAGAACACGCCACGUGUUCGUGGACCAGCUCGCUUCCUCGAGCGUUUCCGAGGCCCUGUGCAAGCCGGAGUCGUUGCGCACACUGCUGUCGCAGAAAGAUCAUCUUACGGAUGCCGACGUACUCCGCUGCAUCUUCUCGAAAUUGAAGCUCUUGCGGGUGUUAGAUUUAGCUGCCAGUGACAUCAAAAAGGUGCCGGAGUCGGUAGGCAAGCUGAUACAUUUGAGGUACCUCAACCUAUCUAAAACAUCCAUUGCAGAGUUGCCUUGCUCCAUAACACUCCUCCAAAAUCUACAAUAUUUGAUCCUGAGCCGAAGUAAGUUGCGAGAGCUACCGAAGAACUUGAGCGGCAUGCAAAGCCUCAGGCAUCUCGACAUCAGUGGUUGUCCAUUUUUGACUCGCAUGCCCCGUAGGUUCUCACGACUCACCUCUCUCCAAAGAUUAUCGAACUAUAUAGUGGGGAAAAGAGAUGGAUGCUCGAUUAGAGAACUCAAGGAUUUGGACCUCCACGGUGAUAUAAACAUCGAGUUCUAUGUGAAUGUGAGUAAUGAUUCUUGUGCCGGACAGAAGAUACUGAACAAUAAACAGCACCUCAAGUCCCUGAGAUUGCAUUGGGACGAUGCCAGUUCUGAUCACAACGUAGAGAACCUGCUUGAUGAUCUUUGUCCGCACGCAAGAUUAAAGCGGUUGAGUAUAUCCAAGUACGGAGGUGUCAAACUCCCGACAUGGUUGGCAGAUUCACAGAUACCGAAUCUAGUUGAAGUUAAGCUGAUCAACUGCAGAAACUGUGAGCGUAUCCCUCAGUUUGGAAAUCUGAAGUUUCUUACGGAGCUCCAGGUAAACGGAAUGGAGAGCGUAAGCCGCAUCCAUGCUGAUUUCUACGGUCAUGGAGAGGUACAAGGCUUUCCCUCGCUCAAGCAGUUCUCCCUGUACAACAUGCCUAAUUUGGAGGAAUGGUCAGGGACGGAAGCCCUCGAGCUGUUUCCUCGGCUGCACACGCUGACCAUCGGAGAAUGUCCUAAGUUGAUGGCAAUACCGAGGCUUCAAAGAAUAGAACGGCUGGAGAUGCAGAAAUGCAAUGGGAGCUUGCUAUCGUCUCUUGGAGCUCUAACCUCCCUCUCUUCUCUUCUGGUGGACAGAAUUCUGGGCAUCACUUUUCCUGUUGGCUUGUUUCAGAACCUCGCUUCCUUGAGGAGAUUGAACAUCACCGACUGCACGGAGCUAGAGUCUCUUCCCGUGGAUGAGAUGCAGCACCUUACGGCCCUUCAGCACUUGACUAUCUCCGGCUGCAAGAACUUGAGAUCCUUCCCACUGAAUGUUGAACGCCUGAGAGCUCUUCAAAGCCUGAAUCUCCGCUACUGUAUCAACCUAGGCUCGCUGCCGGAGGGCCUACACAGCCUUACUUCUCUCGGGUCCUUGAGGGUGGUCAGCUGCCGGAGUGUGACAACGCAGCCGGAAGUGAUCAUACGGAGCUUGAACUCGGUGCGUGAGCUGUUCGAAGCAGAGAUUUGCUGCAGCAAGGUGAAUUUGUCUGGACGACUGCAAGACCUUGGGACGCUUCGGAUGUUGAGGAUAUUUGGCGGACACUCCAUGCGUCCAGUCUCGGCGACGGUGUUGGCUGCUACGACGUUGAGCAUUUGCUGCUGCGAGGAAUUGAGCUCGUUGAUGUCGAGAACGCCAUCAGGAGUGCUAGAAGAUGUAGCAAUAGAAGAUUGUUCGAGCCUGACGGCUUUACCGGAUUGGCUUACAGAGCUCCGAUCGCUUCGAUACCUAUCCAUCCACAACUGUCCGGAAUUAGCGUCUCUGCCGAGAGUAUUACUUGAUCUCCGUCCUCGGCAGGGACUAUGGAUUGAAGGCUGCCCACGACUGCAGAUAUGAUGUCAAAGAGAGGCAGCCAAAGAGAGGAUUUAGGGAGAAAGAAGAUUGAUUUAGGAACUAACAUGCCACUGAAAUUUCUAUCGGAGAAAACUCUCCACCUUAAUUGUCA
Molecule: messenger RNA, 3840 nt
Organism: Musa acuminata AAA Group (dessert banana)
Lineage: Eukaryota; Viridiplantae; Streptophyta; Magnoliopsida; Zingiberales; Musaceae
Product: putative disease resistance protein RGA1
Exons: 1
Coding region: 309-3731 (1140 amino acids)
Biological process (GO): defense response to other organism
Molecular function (GO): protein binding; ADP binding
Source: RefSeq, a predicted model, not a curated record